Messenger RNA from Anguilla anguilla (European eel), 3224 nucleotides. RefSeq names its product HAUS augmin-like complex, subunit 5 (gene haus5). The transcript is spliced from 20 exons. The record is from RefSeq and is a predicted model, not a curated record. NCBI's taxonomy places the organism in Eukaryota, Metazoa, Chordata, Actinopteri, Anguilliformes, Anguillidae. Bases 131 to 2098 code for a protein of 655 amino acids. Gene Ontology annotation, biological process: centrosome cycle; spindle assembly. Gene Ontology annotation, cellular component: HAUS complex; centrosome.
AGUUGUUUUCUGCGGCGGGAAGUUGGAAACUGAACGAAUGUGUGUCAGCAGCAAAUAGGCUACCAACUUUCGGAAACAAAGGAUCUGGUAAAAUUUACAUUGUGUUCUAUGUCAUCAUUUCAGUGCCAACAUGAGCGACAGGAGCCUUCCCCAGCAGCUAAAGCGGUGGGCAAUAGAAGAAUUUAAAUUACAGCCGCACCAGCUCCCCCAUGACAGCUACUUCAAAACUUUGUGUCUUGGACAAGGAGCCUCUAUAUGGAAAUAUAUAACCCAGCAUAUUUACAAUCAGAGGAACGUGAAAGUCAUGCGUGGGAAUUUACAGUGGUUCAAGAUGCUGCAGGAUAAAGAGGUUGAAUGUGUAGAGGGGCAGAGUGAGGCAGCUCGGAGGGAAGAGCUUCAGAGGGAGAUUGAGGAUCUGAAAGCAGAGCUGGAUCAGCUGAACGGUCGGAUCAGUGUGGCCGAGACACAGCUGGCAGCUGACGAGCGGUCGCUGAGCGGGAGCUGGGCGGAGGACGAGGAGAGCCGGCGGAGGAGCGUGCUGCUGCAGGCGUUCCAGCGGCGCUGCGCGGAGGAGCGGCUCUCCCUGACCCAGCGGGGCCGCGGGAUCGGCGGGCACUCCCAGGCCCUGGGACAGCUCCGCAGGAAAGCGGAGGUGGAGCUGGUGUUCGGCGCUGUGCCCGACGACGGAGGCGACUCUCUGGGCCCCUCCGGUCCCGAGCCGCAGGUCCUGCGCGCAGUGAGAGAGCUGUGUGAGGAGAGGCUGCUUUUCUUCCUCUCGCUGCUGCAGAGCGAACUGAAGGCCGUGAACAGCACCGGCAAGCACUUGCCCCAGGAGCAGAGGGAAGUGGUGUUUCAGCACUGGCUCAGUGCUGUGGAGGACCUGAUCCGCUCUCACCCCCCCGGCCACAUUCUGUCCGCGCUGCUGCACCAGGCCUCCCGGACGCAGAGGUCGCUGCAGGAGAAGAUUUCCUCCCUGGAUGUGGAGCAAGAGAUGGCUGCCCUGCGAUUUCGCUAUGAGAACAAACAGCUUCAGGACAUCUCCAGGGAAGAAGAGGAACUGCCUUCAGUGAAGUCUCUUUUACAGAGGGGCUGGGAGGAAGAGGAGCGGGCUGCGGUGCAGCUGGCGCGGACUCGAGCCCGGGUUCGACAGCAGCGGGACCAGCUCGACGCCCUCCGCGAGCAAGUGCAGCUGGAAACGCCGGGGGGCGAUGCCCAGCUCGAACCCAUGGCCAGGGCGGUGUUUGAGCUGGAGCUGCAGUGUGUGGUGCAGGCCGCUCAGAGGGACAGUGUGCAGGAGCAGUGUGCGCAGCUGGGGCAGCUGGCCCAGGACAGACAGGAAGCCCUGCGCAGCCUGCGCAGCCAGUGGCACAGCAUCACGGCCUUCCGGGAGCUGGUGGCUAACAAGCAGGAGCAAAUCCGUUGGCUGAUCAAGGCCAACUCGAACGCCAAGAGUGAGCUUUCCCGUGUGCACAGCGAGGUUCGGCGCUUUGCGGAGGACGGGCUGGGGCCUCGGUGCGGGGCGGUGGCGGGGGCGGCCUCGGCGCUCCGGAACACUGUGUCGCAGGAGGUUCGGCUGACGGGCUCCGUCUCGCUGGCCGCCCUCGGUCGCAGGGUUACCGACGGUGUCCAGCGAGUCCCUGCUAAACAGCUGUCCAUCCACCGCCUGCACUGCCCCACCUUCCACAGCCUGUGUGAGAGCCUGGCCUUCCCCAUGUACAGGGCGCCGGAGCAGCUGACUGCGCAGACGGUGUCCCAGCAGCUGGAGCUGCGCUUCCUGCGUCGGCUGCUGCAGCUGCGCAGUCUCUCGCGCGCCACCCUGCAGAGGCAGCGGGCGCUCCUGCCCGCCCUGGACCAGAAGGCCCUCUUAGAGAAAGUGCGGGAGGCGGAGGAGGAGCUGCUGCGGACUCUGCUGCCCCGGGUUCGAGAGCUGCGGCGGCGUGCGGCCCAGGGCCUGCAGUACGGGGCACCAGUCACCAGCGCCAUCGCCCACUGGUGGGAGCAGCCUGCUCAGUUUGCUCUGCCUGAGCUGCAGAAGGGGGGUCUGACUCUGCAGAAAUGGCUGGAGAGGUGGAGACUAGCAGCCAAGGCCCUGGAGUGAACACAGGACCGCCAGCACAGACACAGACACAGACCAUCACUUCAUAUCACACAAAGCACAGGACCACCAGCACAGACACAGACACAGACCAUCACUUCAUAUCACACAAAGCACAGGACCACCAGCACAGACACAGACACAGACCAUCACCUCAUAUCACACAAAGCACAGGACCACCAGCACAGACACAAACACAGACCAUCACCUCAUAUCACACAAAGCACAGGACCACCAGCACAGACACAUAUAAUCACUUUAUAUCACUCAAAGCACAGGACCACCAGCACAGACACAGACACAGACCAUCACCUCAUAUCACUCAAAGCACAGGACCACCAGCACAGACACAGACACAGACACAGACCAUCACCUCAUAUCACUCAAAGCACAGGACCACCAGCACAGACACAGACACAGACCAUCACUUUAUAUCACUCAAAGCACAGGACCACCAGCACAGACACAGACACAUGCCUUCACUUCUUAUCACUCGUAGCUCAACAGAAGGCAGAUACUUUUAUUUAGCUAUUCCUCAAGUUUGUGAAUUUACUUUCUGAAGAUACGUAGUGAAAUAACAUACUACUUCCAUUUCUGUUUUACGAAGUCUUUCUUUGUAACCCUUGCCGUCUGCAAAAUAUUCUUUCUGUAUUUUUCUUUGAGAAUAAGGUCCGUUCUGUGUGUGUAAUAGUAAUUUGGAUGAGAUGUUUCGUACUAAAGACUAUGCAUUAUAAUUUUUUCUGAAUAUGUGAGCUGCUGUUGCUACAGCGAUAAUGCUGCUGAUGGAACUGAACCCAGCAUGCUGUUCACUUCAUCUGCUCUGACUCACUGUUCUGGAAGUAUGUCUGAGUAAGUUAUGCUGUCAAAUAAAGACUAAUUAAUUCACUGAAGAUAACUUGCUUGUAGUUGAGCUACGGCAAUUUGCAUGGGAUUUGUUCAGAAAUGUUUUUAUUCGUUCAUGAAUUUAUUUGUUCAUAUGCGUUUAAUGAACAAAAUUGACUCUUCCUUCUUACUGGGAAUUUGGGGGAAAACAAAAAAAAAUGUAUUCUCUAUCGGACUGGAUUCACAGCAAAAACCUAUCCACACACACACACCACGCACGCACACGCACGCACGCACAUACACACUU